Bolinopsis microptera is the source of this 716-nucleotide messenger RNA. Its product is annotated as bifunctional glutamate/proline--tRNA ligase-like. The transcript has 3 exons. Gene Ontology annotation, molecular function: proline-tRNA ligase activity; ATP binding. Lineage: Eukaryota; Metazoa; Ctenophora; Tentaculata; Lobata; Bolinopsidae. Bases 65 to 622 code for a protein of 185 amino acids. Gene Ontology annotation, cellular component: cytoplasm; aminoacyl-tRNA synthetase multienzyme complex. Gene Ontology annotation, biological process: prolyl-tRNA aminoacylation. The record is from RefSeq and is a predicted model, not a curated record.
AGUAAUCGUACCAUGUGGUGUAACUGACGCCAACAAAGACCAGCUUAACACUCACUGCACGGAGAUGAAGAAGACGUUACAAAAAGCAGGGGUCAGGACUCAUGCUGAUCUAAGGGAGAAUUAUAAUACUGGAUGGAAGUUUAACCACUGGGAGCUGAAGGGGGUACCUGUGAGGAUUGAAAUCGGACCUCGAGAUCUCAAGAACAAUCAGGUGGUGGUAGUGAGGAGAGAUACAGGUGUUAAAGCAACCCUCCAGAAUGAGAACCUGGACGACCAACUCAGCAAGCUCCUUGACACAAUACACGACGACAUGUACAACAGGGCGCUAGUGGAGAGGGAUGCUAACAUGGCUGUCACUACAAACUGGGAGGAGUUCUGCAAGCUGCUCGACCAGAAGAAGAUCAUCCAGGCACCGUAUUGUGGAGACAUCUCCUGCGAAGAAAUAAUCAAGAAGGAAAGUGCUCGGACAGAGGUGACGGAGGAUGAUAAGGCGCCCGCUAUGGGUGCUAAGAGUCUCUGCAUUCCAUUCGAUCAGCCCGCUGAUGCUACCUGUGAGACAUGUAUACAACAAAAUUGUUGCAAACCCGCCACGGCUUACACUUUGUUCGGAAGAAGUUACUAGAAUAUUUGGAUAGGACUCUCAUAGCUGGCUGUUAGGGGUCUUUGACUAUUGGUCAUUCAUGGUUUAAGGUUUUAUUGGGCGUUUCUUUUGAAAA